AAAUAAGUGGAUUAGAAGUCGAGAAAAAUGCAAGAGCAUAUCUUCAAAAGUUUAGACAAUCCAUUAGGAGUAAUGCUCCUAAAAUUGAACUAAAAGUUGAAAACAUUUCGCCAGAAUGUGAGUUGCUUCCUGCCCUUCCAGUAGGACUUGAAGAGAAAAGGUUUC
Messenger RNA from Funneliformis geosporum, 165 nucleotides. NCBI's taxonomy places the organism in Eukaryota, Fungi, Glomeromycota, Glomeromycetes, Glomerales, Glomeraceae. The record is from the annotation of a GenBank genome assembly.